UUUCUCGUUUAUAUAGAGGUCGCCAUCAGCAUGAUUAGGUUGCUCAAGGUGGUAUUCCUGACUGCAGUGCUGGUCAUGGUCAGUCAAUUGAAGGACUUUGUCAGUGGACAACAACUGGCCACCAGACCCCUGCUGCAGGGCUACUACGUGUUCAGCCACGAGUCGCCGUACUUGUCGCAGUUCAACUUCUUCGGCGCAUACCAGUACUGCCGGUCCAUCGGCAUGUCCCUCAUCAGCUUCGAGACGGUGGAGGAGGUGGACACAAUAGCCGAGUACCUGCGCAAUUCCAGUGACGGGAGCCAGUACAACGCGAGUCUGGCCAAGUUCUGGGCCGGGGCCGGGGCCAACGUGUAUGCAGGCAGCACCAGCACCAAUAAUCAGCUGGCGGGACGACAACAGCUGCUGCAGGGAGCUGGAGGAGGAGGAGGUGCUGGUGCUGGUGGUGUCUACAGCAGCCAGGCCGACGGUCCAUACAGCAACCAGGACUGCAUGGAACUGGCCCCCGGACCGCAGUUCCAGCCGGCGUCGUGCGACCGUCGCCUCCAGUACAUCUGCGAGUCGGCGCAGUACUUUUACGUGAACCGGCGUCCGGGCGUCGUGGCGACGGCGGCGGUGGCGGCAGCCAACGCCAGACCGUCUCACCAGUACAGCACGGCUGCGAGGAACGUGUCGCGGCGGUGAUGUGAAGGGGAUGAAGUGGCC
This is a messenger RNA of Notodromas monacha, 702 nucleotides long. NCBI's taxonomy places the organism in Eukaryota, Metazoa, Arthropoda, Ostracoda, Podocopida, Cyprididae. The record is from the annotation of a GenBank genome assembly.